Messenger RNA from Puccinia graminis f. sp. tritici CRL 75-36-700-3, 564 nucleotides. RefSeq lists its product as uncharacterized. Bases 1 to 564 code for a protein of 187 amino acids. NCBI's taxonomy places the organism in Eukaryota, Fungi, Basidiomycota, Pucciniomycetes, Pucciniales, Pucciniaceae. The record is from RefSeq and is a predicted model, not a curated record. The transcript has 3 exons.
AUGCCCCCUUUCCGAAACCCCGUUUUACGACUCCCCAACCGUACAAAACCGACUCAGGAUAAAACGGUCAACAGCCAGAAACGUCCUCAGCCAAAAACACCCAGCACCGGAAAUAAAACCGGUAGCAGAAAGCGAGCACGAAAGGAACCCUCGGCUCCCCGGUUGACUCCUCCCCCCACAAGUCCUGUCCGAUCUCCAUCGUUCCAUCCGAGUGAGGACGAACAAAGCUUCCAUGGUAACGAGGACGACGAGGCCGAUCCGGACGAUAACCCGAGCCAAUCAAUUGGCUUUCAUGGUAACGAGGCCGAUCGGAAUGGUAACCCGAGCCAAUCGAUUGGCCUCCGUGGUAACGAAGCCGAUCCGGACGGUAACCCAAGCCAAUCGAUUGGCUUUCGUGGUAACGAAGCCGAUCGGAAUGGUAACCCAAGCCAAUCGAUUGGCUUCCGUGGUAACGAGGCCGAUCGGAAUGGUAAACCGAGCGACUCCAUCUUUAAUCUUCAACAGAAGACGCGAGCCAUCGACCCGAUCCGCGCGGAUAUCUGGAUCCGAUGUCGUGAUCUCUAA